Molecule: messenger RNA, 1825 nt
Organism: Athalia rosae (coleseed sawfly)
Lineage: Eukaryota; Metazoa; Arthropoda; Insecta; Hymenoptera; Athaliidae
Exons: 3
Coding region: 460-1485 (341 amino acids)
Source: RefSeq, a predicted model, not a curated record
CGUUCGUUUAUUUAGUGGCAACCUAACCCGCUGCUUCAACUGGCUGCGCAGUAUACUGCGCAGCUACCUAUUGUAACUGCUGGGACACGUUUACUGCGCCGGCAAGCAGAUGGGGGAUCCUGCAGGGGUUUGGGCUUGGGUAAAGCGUCAUCACGCCAUCAAAUUUACGCGGGAUAUCGUUGCGCGGUAUAUUCAGUUCAGAUUCGGAUCAUGAGCGGAUUAAAUCUAAAUUCAGACGUACACUUUUUGUGUACUGAUACCGAUGGGCAGCCUCAUCGUGAUCAAGAUAAACUGGUUAUCUGGAAUAAUGAAAGUAAGUAAUUAUUGAAAGCAUAAUUGGUUGUAUUUUUAAUUAGACGUGUGUGAGUAUUAAUACUCGACGCUGUUCACUGCCUAUUGAGGCAGAUCAAUAGAUAGUCUUUUUACUUGCAUGUGCUUUGCCAUACGUACCAUUGACGAAUGAAAUACACAAACUAUCCUUCAGAACAAACUAUGAUGCUGGUACCAGAUGUACCAGAAGUUCAGGCGUUCUUCGGUCUGAAAUUGCCUACCUCACUACCUUCCUCGCUACCUACCUCAAUAGCUAACCCAAUCCCAAUUCUAACUUUGAACACCACGGAAGAAAGAGCAUCUUCCAAUAUAUCUAAACAAGAUUCAGAAUGUCAACGUAUGUUCCACGAGAGUUUGCAAUUGGCAUCAUGCCGAGCAUCAUGCAAUGACCAAGGGUCAUCCAAUUCUGCACCACAAAAUUUCAAAUGGUCAAAUGCUACAACUAUGCUUCUAAUUGAAUUGAGGCUGGAAGCAAAUGCAGAGUUCAUGAAAACACAGAAAUCAUUCAACAAACAUUGGGAUAAGAUAUUAACCAUUUUUGCUCAACAUGGGUAUUCUGUUACCCGUGAAGAGUUGAAAUCGAAAUGGAAAAAUUUGCUUGUUACCUAUAACCGAAACGUCGACAAACUCGCAAAAACGGGUGAAAGUUCCAUAGAGUGGGAGUUUUUUGAAAAAAUGCACGAUGUUCUUGGAGAUAAAAGAAAUGUUGAGCCACCACCUAAUACAUUGGGCUCCACUCUCCAAAUAAAUAAUGUGAAUAAAUCAUUAUCUAACAACAAUAAAAAUCAAUUCCAAUCUGACACAAUAAUUAACACAGAUAAGGAAAAUUCGGAAAAUGAUGAAGACACAGCGAUAGAUUCCGAGGUGAAAGAUGAUGAAGAACAAGAGGCUACACAAUUAAGAAUAAAACUUGUACCAACUCUAAGAGGGAAUUUGCAAAAAAAAAAAAAAACAAAUAGAAAGAGGAAGAGCGACGUUAUUUAUGAAAUUAGAGACCUGCUGGGUGAAAAAAAGGAAAAGGCCCUAGCACAACAGCGAUCGAUGUGGGAGGAAAAAAAAGAAAUUGAACAGAACCGGACAAAUGCUAUUCUGGCACUGGCAGAGGCUAUCAGAGGUUCAAAGAAACGACGCAAUGAUUCUGACGAUGAAAGUUGAGUUUUUAGUCAUCGAUCACAUGCAUUUUAUUUUCUUGUUACAUUUCUAUCCAAUAUUCUAAUAAUUUCAUUUUCAUAAAUGCUAUAUUUAUAACCAGUACAAAAUAUUUUUGAUAACAAUUAAAGUUCCCUUUUGUUUGAUACAAAAUACUCAUAUAAUAUAUUUAUUUAUAGUAAUGGAAAUGUACCUCUUAUUCACCUGUAUCUGAAAAACUGCGCCUAUAUAAUACUUAUAAAACCAUCCAAGAAUUCAUCAAGACCAGAUGAUGAUGACUUCAUAGUGUCUCUAACAUUCUAGCUAUAUUGUCACGUUUUGUCCUGGCAUCCUCGUUGUGAUUAAC